AUGGGGGACUUAAAAAAAGGUGGGAAAAAUGCGAGGGGUAGUGAUGACAACGACAAGAGAAGCAGAAAGAGAAGCAGAAACAGAAGCAGAAGCGGUAACUGCUACGGUAGUAGCAACAGCAGCUGCAGCAGCGAUUUCAUGUACGAACCGACGAGCGUACGGAGGAAGCGAUUUGUGGACGACCUGGUAAGCAAUUUUAUAAGCGGAAAGAGGAAAAGAAGUGGAAGUCAAAAUUUAAAGGAUGAAAGACCAAAUGGUGAAGCGCCAAAUGGUAAAGGGCCAGAUGACGAAUGGCCAAAUGGUGAAGGACUAAAUGAAGAAGAGAAGAAUCGGGAUAAUAAGAAAAAGAAAAACAGCUCUAAGGAUGAUAAGACAAAUGAUAAUGAGAUUAAAGUAAACAUGCAAAAAAGCUUACUGGAAACAUUCCAUAAAAUAAGGAUGGAAACACAGAAGAAUGAAGUUGAUGAAACGGAGGAGAUUCGUAAAAAAGAAGAGAAGAUCUUAGCGCAAGUGUCCAAAGCUUUGAAUGCACCUUUACAAUCAGUAAAAGAAAGAGCAAAAGGAAUUGUGUAUAAAGAGAACUUUAAAACUAUAUGGACUUUACCAAAGAAAUAUAAAAUGUUGAGUAAAAGAUAUGUAGACAAAAUAAGAAAUGUUUUUUAUAUUGAUGUAAAUGGAAAUGACAUUCCACCACCUAUUAAAAAUUUUAAGGAUAUGAAAUUUCCUAAGGCCAUUUUAAAAGCUUUGAAAAAAAAAAAAAUAAAUAAACCUACACAGAUUCAAAUGCAAGGAUUACCUGCCAUAUUAAUUGGACGAGAUAUUAUUGGUAUUGCUUUUACAGGAAGUGGUAAAACAAUAGUAUUUGCACUUCCUUUAAUUAUGAUAUGUUUAGAAGCAGAACUGAGGUGUAAAAUUGAAGAAGGAGAAGGACCACUUGGUCUUAUUGUAUGUCCAUCAAGAGAGUUAGCAACACAGACACAUAAUGUAAUACAAUAUUAUUGUAAUUUUUUAUAUAAAGAUAAUUACCCAAUCUUAAAAUGUUUAUGUAUGAUUGGAGGUGUUAGUACCUAUAAUCAAGGAAGGGAAAUACAAAAAGGAGUACAUAUGGUUGUAGCUACUCCUGGUAGACUUAAUGAUAUGUUAAAUAAAAAAAGAAUGACAUUAGAACAAUGUCGAUAUCUAUGUUUUGAUGAAGCAGAUAGAUUAAUCGAUUUAGGUUUUGAAGAAGAAGUUAGAAAUACGCUAGAUCACUUUUCAAGUCAAAGACAAACAUUGUUAUUUAGUGCCACUAUGCCUAAAAAAAUUCAAGAAUUUGCUAAGUCGACUUUGGUUAAUCCUAUUAUUAUAAAUGUUGGUAGAGCAGGUGCAGCUAAUCUAGAUGUCAUACAAGAAGUAGAAUACGUCAAAGAGGAAAUUAAAUUAUCGUAUCUUUUGGAGGUAUUACAAAAAACAGGUCCUCCUGUCUUAAUAUUUUGUGAAAAUAAAAAAGAUGUAGAUGAUGUACAUGAGUAUCUACUACUUAAAGGAGUAAAUGCUAUUGCUAUACAUGGUAAUUUAGGUCAAAAUGAAAGACAACAAGCCAUCAACUUAUUUAGAGAAGGAAAAAAAGAUAUUCUAGUUGGUACAGAUGUUGCAUCGAAAGGAUUAGAUUUUCCAUCAAUUGAACAUGUAAUUAAUUAUGAUAUGCCAAAAGAUAUAGAAAAUUAUGUACAUAGAAUUGGUAGGACUGGUAGAUGUGGUAAAACUGGUAUAGCUACAACUUUCAUUAAUAAAAACCAAGAAGAAGCUAUACUGCUCGACUUGAAGGCUUUGUUAAUAGAAGCCAAGCAGAAAAUACCCCCCUUUUUAGAAAUGCUAGACAGUAAAGGAAUCAACUUAAAAGAAAUUGGGGGAGUUAAAGGAUGUUCCUACUGUGGGGGGCUGGGACACAGAAUUACCCAGUGCUCUAAGUUGGAAUCACAGCGUAAUAAGCAGACUUUGUCUAUGCACAAGGAUAUACUAUCUAGUGGUAAUAAGUACAGUAGUGUGAAUGCCUACACGGGCGACUGGUAA
Molecule: messenger RNA, 2052 nt
Organism: Plasmodium malariae
Lineage: Eukaryota; Apicomplexa; Aconoidasida; Haemosporida; Plasmodiidae
Product: RNA helicase 1, putative
Exons: 1
Coding region: 1-2052 (683 amino acids)
Biological process (GO): mRNA splicing, via spliceosome
Cellular component (GO): spliceosomal complex
Molecular function (GO): RNA helicase activity; RNA binding; ATP binding
Source: RefSeq, a predicted model, not a curated record